Cooperia oncophora is the source of this 867-nucleotide messenger RNA. The record is from the annotation of a GenBank genome assembly. Lineage: Eukaryota; Metazoa; Nematoda; Chromadorea; Rhabditida; Trichostrongylidae.
AUGCCUUCUUCAUAUUACCAACGUAUAGCCGUGCGGCGUGCUCCUCGACUUCGUUUUUUCUCGGAAAAAGGGGUAUUCCUUAGGGAGUCCCUCAGCGAAGCCGAGAGAAAAAGACGUCGAGAAGAACGUCUUCAUUAUCAAAAGUCCAAUCAUCAAGCACUUGUAUUCUAUUCGAACAUUAGAUCAUUUCCGAAGAAUUGUUCAUUUCUUGACCUUGCCAUCCGUGAUAGGUUCGAUCUUUAUCUAUUCACUGAGACUUGGUUAAAAAAAGCCCAUUUUGUCCCAUCGAUGCUUAGCGAUUGGGUUAGUGAUUACUCUAUUGUACGUUGUGAUAGGGCGCGCAGAACUGGUGGAGGGGUUGCUAUGAUGAUCAGAAAAACGGUUAAUUAUACCACUAUCUUAUCCGAGUCCUUCCCUAAGGGGUACGAAAUACUAGCGUUGGAUUUUGCUGCCCCUGAACUUCUGAUCUAUCCGUUGCUUCAUGCCCUGUUAUUUUUGUCAAAGGAGCCCACAAGGGGUGAAAACAUAUUAGACUUAGUGCUUACGAAUGAUCAGCACCUUAUUAACAAUAUCGCAAUUAAUUCUGCUCUUGGGCACAGUGAUCACUCCAGCAUUUCUUUUGAUAUUACUGCAUCUCUUCCUCCUUGCUUGCCAGUUUUCAAGAGACUGUUUCAUAAAUGCGACUAUUCCCGCGUCCUCAGUUAUCUUUCUAGUAUCCUAUGGGUUGAAUCCUUUGAAACCCUAUCCACGGUUGAUGAUAAGUAUUCAAUGUUCCUUUCUAUACUCAAUCACACUAUUGAUCAGUUCGUACCCUGGGCUCUUGUCUAUCCGAAAGUGGAAACGCAAUGGCCUGAGCAACAUUUUUAA